Salvelinus namaycush (lake trout) is the source of this 4774-nucleotide messenger RNA. It is a transcript of the gene tfr1b, whose product is annotated as transferrin receptor 1b. The transcript is spliced from 18 exons. The record is from RefSeq and is a predicted model, not a curated record. The coding region runs from base 132 to 2402 and encodes 756 amino acids. Gene Ontology annotation, cellular component: external side of plasma membrane. Lineage: Eukaryota; Metazoa; Chordata; Actinopteri; Salmoniformes; Salmonidae. Gene Ontology annotation, biological process: intracellular iron ion homeostasis; iron ion transport.
UCGUUCCAUCAUUUUUUGGCGGUAGCGGUACUGUACGACAUACCGGAAGUACCACCAAGCACUCAUCCAGUGAAGGUUGCCAGUUCGAGUGAAGGGAGCAGAGUACGUGGAUCGGCGGAGAGAGAUUUACCAUGGCAGCAACUAUUAAUCAAGUGAGGUCGUCGCUUUCCAAAAUGUUUAAGAGUGAGCGGUACAGCCCCUUCACUCUGCAGUCAGACGGAGAGAGCCACGUGGAGGUGAAGCUGUCUGAUGACAUAGAUGACCACGCCCCCUCUGAGCAGGCAGGCCAACCAGGGGGCUCGCCCUCCUACAGACCCCGCCCCAAGCGGAACUACCACAACGUGUGUUACCUGGCCCUUGGAAUCCUCUUUAUCUUCAUCAUUGGUUAUCUGAUUGGCUAUGUGAGCCACCGUUCUCCUCUCCAGGAGCCAAUCCCUUGUGAUUCUGAACAGGAAGUUCGCGUGGCUAAGGAGGCUGUAGUAGAAUACGCUCUAUCCUGGACCGACAUCACCAGCCUGCUGGCACGGAGACUGACUCCUGACGCCUUCAACAGCAGACUGAGUGAUGUUGAACAGACAGAUCACACAGCAGGGAGCACUGGAGACAACAUUCUGGGAAAUCAUGUGUUGGAAAGCUUUAAGAGUCUGGAGAUGGAGCCCUGGACUGACAUACACUAUGUCCAACUACAGACACCCAACAGUGAGAAGCCAAACCGUGUACUGAUUGGCCAAGAUGAGGUGUGCCAGCCUAAGGGCUAUCUGGCCUAUAGCGCCACAGGAAAAGCUAAGGGCAAGGCAGUGUAUGGUAACUAUGGGAGACAGGAGGACUUGGCACUGCUACAGACUCUGAAGGUUGAGCUGAAUGGCACCGUGAUUCUACUGAGAGCUUCAGGACAGAUCAGCCUGGCACAGCAGGUGGCUAAUGUAGCUGCAUUGGGAGUAUCUGCUGUGUUGAUUUACCCCGAACACAAGAAUCAAACUACUGAACUAUAUGGACAUGUCCAUCUAGGUUCUGGAGACCCCUAUACUCCAGGGUUCCCCUCCUUCAACCACACCCAGUUCCCUCCCACCCAGUCCUCUGGUCUGCCCAAUGUACUGGCCCAAAGCAUUACUGCUCAGACUGCUGUCAAGAUACUAAAACGUAUAGGUGGGCCUGAUUCUCCUCCCAGUUUUAAAGGAAACCUGGACAAUGUGAAGUACACCCUGGGAGGGGCCAGUAGUGAGGAUGUCACAGUGGAGGUGAACAACGUGCUGCAGGACACCGAGAUACACAACGUCUUUGGAGUCAUCAAGGGCUUCACAGAGCCAGAUCGGUACGUGGUACUGGGGGCUCAGAGGGAUGCGUGGGGUCCAGGCUACGCUAAAGCCACUGUCGGGACCACACUGCUGCUGGAGCUGGCUAGAGCUGUGUCUGAGAUGGUGCACACAGAUGGUUUCCGUCCCAGGAGGAGUCUGGUGUUUGCCAGUUGGAGUGCAGGAGAGUACGGCAGUGUUGGAGCUACAGAGUGGCUGGAGGGUUACCUCUCCUCUCUGGACAGAAGAGCUGUCACCUACAUCAGCCUGGACGGAGUAGUAACAGGAAAUUAUGCUGUCAACGCGUCUGCCAGUCCCCUGCUCCACAGCCUUCUGGAAAGCACCAUGAAGGAGGUGAAGAAUCCCAUUGGUUUUGGAGAGUCUGGGAAGUCUCUGUAUGAUCAGGUGUCUGGAGUCAACUUUGAGAAGGCAGUGUUUACGCCCAUGCAGAUGGAAGACUCUGCAUAUCCGUUCCUGGCCUUCUCUGGAAUCCCCUCUCUCUCCUUUCGCUUCGUCUCUCAGGAGGUCUACCCUCACUACGGCACCUCUUUUGACAACAAGGAAUACCUUGGUUUCGCCACCUCCCAUCGCCUUGGUUUCAUAGCCACUGGGGCGGGAUUGGUCGCAGGUCAGCUGGCGUUACGACUGGUCCACGAUCACGUGCUGCGUCUGGACGUGCAACGCUACAGGAAGGUUCUCGGCCAAUCGGUGGUCAACAUAAACCGGCGCCUCAAACAAGUCACCCGGGAUGGUUCUGCCGAGGGUCUGUCAGCUCGUUGGCUCAUCAUGGCCUUAGGGUCCUACAGUAGAGCUGCUACUGACCUCAACACCGAACUACUCAACACCGACCUCACUGACAUACAGGCCUGCCACAACAUCAACGACCGCAUCAUGAGGGUGGAACACAACCUCCUCUCACCAUUUGUCUCCCCCAAGGAGGUUCCGUUCCGUCACCUGCUGUUUGGCCAUGGUUCCCACACCAUGGCAGCCAUGUUGGAGGGGGAGGACAGGGAGGCACUGCGGACCCAGCUGGCCCUGGCCACCUGGACACUACAGGGCUGUGCCAAUGCUCUCUCUGGAGACGUCUGGGACGGCGACAGCCAGAUCUAACACGGUCUAACUGUGUGUGUGUGUGUGUGUGUGUGUGUGUCAGGGGGUUCAGCCUCAUCCUUGUUCACUUUAAAACCCAGGAUUAGAUAACGAGGGAUUAUGUCAUAACGGACACCAGGAAGUACUGUUUUCAAGUUGGUCCUUCCAGUGUCAGUCACUGGGUUGUCACUAUUUCUCACAGCCACAAAGUCAAUUGUCUUGUGAAAAUUCAUGAAAAUAAACAUUUGCUUUUUAGUCUUCAUUUUAAGGUUAGGAUUAGGCAUAAUGUUAGCAGUGUGGUUAGGUUUAAAAUCAGAUGUUAAGAAGAGAAAUUGUAGAAAUAGUGGGGUUUAGCCGUAACUGUUGUAACGAGUGAUGACCCAGUCACUGGACUUCCUGAAGAAUGUUGAGAUUGGUGACAUCACUGUCUGAUCCCUCUUCAUCUCAUCCCCCCCACCCCCCACCCCAACCUAAAGCCUUGCUCACUACUACAGAGACGACCUCUAACCCCUUGGAGCCUAUUUAUAUUUUAUUUAUCAGUGGCAGAGAUCACUAUAAAUGUUAUCAGUUUGAUAAAGAUAUUGUUUAUAUUUAUGAAGUUAUCGGAAGCAGUGCCUUCCAGAUUUAUGGCAGUUUCAUGUCGUUCAUUUGGGUUAAGAGUUUAUUUAUUUAUCAGUGCCAGUGCUCACUAUAAAUGUUUAAAUGUCGUUUCGUUUUUUAUAAAAGUUAUCGGGAGCUGUGCCUUCCAGACUUAUGACGGGUAGGCGUUCGUUUGGCUUUUGAUAAAGUUAUCGCUUAAUUUUAUAAAGUUAUCGGAAGCAGUGCCUUCCAGACUUAUGACGGGUAGGCGUUCGUUUGGCUUUUGAUAAAGUUAUCGCUUAAUUUGAUAAAGUUAUCGGAAGCAGUGCCUUCCAUACUUAUGACGGUUAUACUGUCUCCUACUACGGCAGCAUCUGCUGAAGCAACAGAGUCACGUAAACAGACAGCCUGACCACCCAAGGUCCCAUGACAGUUUAAAUAUUCAGUUUGCCUUGCUGUUUAAUAUUGAGACCGACACGGAACCGCUUUAAUAUGGAUGAAACAUUCUGAAAAACUGUCCAGCUACAGAUGGUCAGACUUUCUCUGUAUACACAACUCUGUUAACAGAAAUACACCACCUGCUGCUACCACGCUACUAUGGAAACAGAAACCCGCAGCAACAGGGUAUCGCCACAGAAACGUUGGGUACCCGACAGCGGCGGUUGUCAUGACUCACAUUUUGAUUGGCUGAAAUGCAUGCACUUAAAUUCAGAGUGUUGAAUUUGGCAUGUUUUAAACAUGUCAGAGCUAGCUACCUGGGCCACAUCUGAGAUUUCACCCUGUUUUAUAUAUAGCCUUAAAAGACUGGUUCAAAUUAGUGAACUGAAUAGGGUGUCAUUUCAGAUGCAACAUCAAGGAAAACAGGCUCAAAUCUCACCUCUUUUAGCUGAACUUAUUAAAGGAGCUUUAUAUAGUUUAUAUAGAGUUUUAUAUCCUGAAAUAAUAUCAUUCAGGCAGCAAAAGAGCCAUUUCUGUUAACCAGUCUUAUUUUGGAGCAGUUUAUAUUUCUGAUCUGAACCAUUAUCGGGAGCAGUGUCUUCCAUAAUGACAAGCGUUGAUGGUAGUUUUUACCUACCAGUGUGUGUUUGUAUGUAUCGGGGGCAGUGACUCCCAUAUUUCACCGAAGGGUGGAGUAACUUAUCGGGAACAGUGUUUCCCAGAGUUUUAGAACUAUAUUUUUCUUUGUGUUCACAGUCUAGUAUGUGUGUCCUCUUUCUGUGUGUGACCUGCUACUGCUCUUGUUCCCCUCUGAACUACUUGUAAUGGAUAAGUCCUACCUACCAGUGGAGGUUGCUGAGGGUGGGCCGGCUCAUAAUAAUGGCUGGAACGGAGCGAAUGGAAUGGUAUCAAACGCAUAGAAACCAUGUUUGAUACCAUUCCGCUUCAGCCAUUACCACGAGCCCGUCCUCCCCAAUUAAAGUCCCACCAACCUCCUGUGCGUCCUACGGCAUGUUACUGUAUUUUCACUUAGAAAUGCAAUCCCUACAACAGGUAUUCCCAUUCAGGCCAAUAGCAUUCUAUUCCUGUGUAUUUUCCCAUGCAUUAUCAGACACUGAAACUCCUGUUGUAGCUGUCCGCUAAAUAAUAUUGUUCUUUUGAUUAUUGAUCACACUGUCAAUCAGGUAACUAGUAACAUUUCUGUUAGACUUGUCAGUGCUAGUCUGAACUCAUACACGUUCAUCUAACUGUUCUACCACUCACUUGGUGUGUGUUACAAUGCUGUAGAGGACAGAGUAUGGGUGCUUUUUAGAGGUUUUUGUACUAUUAAGUUCUAUUUUUCUGUUGCGCUUCAAUAAACCUUUUGGCUUAGCAUA